AAGGUGUUGGGCCGGGGAAACCGACAGGUUCCCCGCUCCCGGCUCAAACGCGGGUGCUGUGCCAUCAGCGGGUGCCGUGCCACGCCAUGCUGGUCCAGCUGCUCCUCCUGUUGCUGCUGCGGGCUUUGCGGACCCGGGGCCAGUGCACAUCGUUGCUCCAAACCAGCAAGCUCCACUUGACGUCAAUCCCGUGCUCCAUUCAUCAGACGGGCUUGACCAAUGACUCGGAGGCCAAGUGGGUAGAGACCUGGAUUCAGAAGAACCCCCAGUGCCAGCAUAAGCUUUGGAAGGACGAGGAAGUUGAGAAGUUUGUCCAGCAGAAUUCGGACCAGUUGCUGUGGCCUAUUUGGCCUGGGCUUACCCACGUUGAGCGGGCAGAUGUUUUCCGGUAUUUGGUCCUGUGGAAGGAAGGCGGCUACUAUGCAGAUGCCAACGUGGAAUGCAUGAAGCCCAUCGACGAGUGGGGCAUCCCGAAUGAAGCGACGAUGAUCGCGGGCUACGAGUUCGGACAUCGCCUUCCGGAGGAGGAUCGGAAGCUCUUCCAGUUCGCCCGCACCGAGCAGUUCGAGCAAUGGUUUUUGGCCUCAGCUCCUGGGAAUCCAGUCCUGCUGCGAUGUAUGGAGCUGGUGCGGCAACGCUACAGCUGGAAACUCCAAGACACCUUGCAGCUCAGUGGUGCGGGGGUUUGGAGCGACGCUGUACACGAGUUCCUGGCGCGAACGGUGCCAGAGGUUCUGGAGAAGGAGGUCGCCUUCCGGUCCAAUAAGAGUGAGCUCUUGCGGAAGGAUACCCGUGGAGUUCCCAGCGAACGGCUCUAUGGUCCUGACGCCUCUGGCGGUUUCAUGUGGGUCGCCGCGGCCGGGCGCGUGAAUCCUGAAGCGCACGUGGAGCAGUGGGACCCCACGGAAGGCAAGGAAGCCUUGGUGUACCGUCACACCAAGUGAGCGGCGGCCCGCGGCGAUCGCAGGAGCGGAUGAGCUCCGCGGUCUAGGAGACGCCUCUGCAAAAGUCAGAGCUGGAAAAGUCGAGAUCCAAGAGCAACUGCUAG
Molecule: messenger RNA, 1048 nt
Organism: Durusdinium trenchii
Lineage: Eukaryota; Dinophyceae; Suessiales; Symbiodiniaceae
Source: the annotation of a GenBank genome assembly